CAACGUGUCAGCUUUGCCAUAUUUCAGUUUCCACACCGAUGGCAGCUUCUACCUUUGUCUCUGCAACAGCAUGAACUCUCUCUGUGAACCCUAAGCUCACCUCUUUAAUUUCAUUGUCCACAAUGCUCUGUUCCAUUUCUACCCAGAAAUCUGCCGGUUCAAACUGGCUUGACCGGCUCCGAUCAUCAAAGGGCUUCUCCUUUGCCGACAACCGCAAUCUCGAACAAUUUAUCACUCACCAGACUCCUAAUGGAUCUGAUUCUCUUCCUCCCAGCACCGAAACUGAGAUAAGAGACAGUAAUAAUAAUACCGGUUCGGAAUCCAGCUCGGAUCCAAUUCGGCCCGUAAACGAACCGGUCCUCCAUCGGGACCAAGCUCCGGCCGCACCACAUAACAGUGGAGACAACGAAGAAAUGUGUAGUGUAGUUACGAAUGUUCUCUCCGAGCUAUUUUGUAUGGGGGAGUCAACUAGUUUCCCUAAGUUCAGUGUGAAAAGGGGCUCCCGCAAACAGACGAACCCUAGGUUUUGUGCUUCAUCGGAAAUCAACAAUGAUGCGGUAGUCGAGGGUGGUCAGAGGAAAGAAGAAACUGAGUCUCUGGACAAAUGUCGGGUGGAAAUUAAGGAUUCUCAGGUCAAGCUAUUAGAGCAGGGCCAUAAUUUGAACUUAGCGGAAGAGGAGGACAAGUCCAACGCCAAUUUGAUGGGAUUUUCACGGACCGAAGUAAUGGUGAUAGAUACGAGCUGUGCACCGUGGAAAUUUGAGAAAUUGCUUUUCAGAAAGAAGAACGUUUGGAAGGUUCGUGAUAAAAAAAGUAAGACGCUGAAUUGGGGGAAGAAGAAGAGGAAAGCUGAUGUGACAAGUGAGGAUGCUCGUGGCGAGAAGAAACAGAAGUUUAUAAGCGGGCAUGAUGGUUAUGCUGCAAAAGGGAGAGAAUGCAAGUCUUCCGUCAGUGAAAAGCUUCAGUUGGAUGAUAAAUCGGAAGGAACUUGUAAAAGGACAUCUGAUUCUGUUGGCCAGGCUUCCAAAAAGAAACAAGGGAGCUUAAAAUUGAAGAAGUCAUCUUCAUCAGUUGUUCUAAUCAAGAGCAUUCCAACAAGUAAGAAAAAUGGAACAGGUUUUGCUAAGAAUUCUCUGAAGCCAUCUCAUCGACAGUGUCAAGCUCAAUAAUCAACCAAACAUUGUUGUCUGAUUGCAAAUUCAUCUGUACCUUGCCAUCUUUGGAAUAUUUAAGCAUGCCAUUUUCCAGAAACAACUACUCCAUUAUAUAAGAUGCUGAGCGGAGCAGGAAGAAUUGUAUAAUACCACUCACUGUGCAGAGAAUUAUAAUUGUACAAUUUUUUGUUGAUGUAACACACUGUUUUACUUAUCAGGAUGCAAACAUUUAAGCUA
Molecule: messenger RNA, 1391 nt
Organism: Solanum verrucosum
Lineage: Eukaryota; Viridiplantae; Streptophyta; Magnoliopsida; Solanales; Solanaceae
Exons: 3
Coding region: 123-1169 (348 amino acids)
Source: RefSeq, a predicted model, not a curated record